AUGCUGAAAUUCCAAGAGGCUGCUAAGUGUGCGAAUGGAUCAAUAGCCAUUUCUACUUAUCCAAAGACCUUGAUUGCAAGAAGAUACGUGCUUCAACAAAAACUUGGUAGUGGAAGUUUUGGAACUGUCUAUCUGGUUUCAGACAAGAAAGCAAAACAAGGAGAGGAAUUAAAGGUACUGAAGGAAAUCUCUGUUGGAGAUCUUAAUCCAAAUGAGACUGUGCAGGCCAAUUUGGAGGCCCAGCUCCUUUCCAAGCUGGACCACCCGGCUAUUGUCAAGUUCCAUGCAAGCUUUGUGGAGCAAGAUAAUUUCUGCAUUAUCACAGAGUACUGUGAGGGCCGGGAUCUGGACUGUAAAAUUCAGGAAUAUAAAGAAGCUGGCAAAAGCUUUACGGAAGGUCAAAUAAUAGAAUGGUUUAUCCAGCUGUUGCUAGGAGUUGACUACAUGCAUGAAAGGAGGAUACUUCAUCGAGACUUGAAAUCAAAGAAUAUAUUUCUGAAAAACAAUCUGCUUAAAAUUGGGGAUUUUGGAGUUUCUCGACUCCUAAUGGGAUCCUGUGAUCUAGCCACUACUUUAACUGGAACUCCCCAUUACAUGAGUCCGGAGGCUUUGAAACACCAAGGCUACAACACAAAGUCAGACAUCUGGUCUCUGGCAUGCAUUUUAUAUGAGAUGUGCUGCAUGAAUCAUGCAUUCACUGGCUCCAAUUUCUUGUCCAUUGUUUUAAAAAUUGUUGAAGGUGACACACCUUCUCUCCCCAAGAGAUAUCCAAGAGAACUGAAUGCCAUCAUGGAACGCAUGUUGAACAAGAGUCCUUCACUGAGACCUUCUGCAAUGGAAAUUUUAAAAAUCCCUUACAUUGAUGAACAACUACAGCACCUGUUGUGUAGAUACUCAGAAAUGACUCUGAAAGACAAGAAUUUGAAUUGUCAGAAGGAGGCUGCUCAGAUAAUUAAUGCCAUGCAAAAAAAGAUCCACCUGCAGACUCUGCGGGCGCUGUCUGAAGUGCAGAAAAUGACACCAAGAGAAAGGAUGCGGCUGAGGAAGCUCCAGGCAGCUGAUGAGAAAGGCCAGAAGCUGAAGAAGCUUGCAGAAGAAAAAUAUGAAGAAAAUAACAAAAGAAUGCAAGAGUUGAGAUCUCGAAACUCUGAGCAGCUAACUGUUGAUAUACUCCAUGUAAGAAAAAAGCAUUUCAUGGGAAUGGAAGUAAAGGAAAAGUGACCUGGGCUUUCUUGUUCGCCGCAGGAGAAGGAUGAAGAGAGGAGGCUAGGCAGGGAAGAGGAAUUUGAUGACCUGACUUCAGAGAACCUGCCUGAGUCUCAGCCCAGUCCUUCUUUGGACCUUGACCCACUUGAGUCAAGUAUAGAAGAUCAUGGUAUGACUGACCUUGGAGAUCAUGAGAUCCCAGAAGACCCGCUUGUGGCUGAAGAGUAUUAUGCUGAUGCCUUUGAUUCCUGUUCUGAAGACAGUGAGGAGGAGGAAGAAGAAAUAGUGUUCUCAGCCCCGGGGGAAGAAGUCAAGGAUGAGGGAUCCCGGCCUGCUUACAGAACAUUCCAACAGGACAGUGAUAUUGAAGCACUGGUCGGGUGUUUGGAAAAUGUCCUGGGUUGCACCUCUCUAGGUCAGCCAUGCAGAAGCUGGGAGCAGAAGUAUUUGAGAAGGUCUACAACUACCUCAAGAGAGCAAGGCGCCAGAAGGCCAGUGAAGCCGAGAUCCGGGCAGCUCUAGAAAAAGUGGUGCCUCGUGCCGGUGACUGUUUUGAAGUGGACCAGCUCCUGUACUUUGAGGAACAGUUGCUGA
Odobenus rosmarus divergens (Pacific walrus) is the source of this 1800-nucleotide messenger RNA. RefSeq names its product NIMA-related kinase 11 (gene NEK11). Gene Ontology annotation, molecular function: protein kinase activity; ATP binding. Lineage: Eukaryota; Metazoa; Chordata; Mammalia; Carnivora; Odobenidae. The transcript has 15 exons. The record is from RefSeq and is a predicted model, not a curated record. Gene Ontology annotation, biological process: protein phosphorylation.